Molecule: messenger RNA, 1065 nt
Organism: Ipomoea nil (Japanese morning glory)
Lineage: Eukaryota; Viridiplantae; Streptophyta; Magnoliopsida; Solanales; Convolvulaceae
Exons: 1
Coding region: 1-1065 (354 amino acids)
Cellular component (GO): catalytic step 2 spliceosome
Molecular function (GO): RNA binding; zinc ion binding
Source: RefSeq, a predicted model, not a curated record
AUGGAAACUGAGGGUAUAAUCAACCUAUCUACUUCUAGUGUUUCUGAAAUUGAUCCAAGUGCACCACUAUCUGGUGUCAAAAGACGAAGAACAACUCUGGGAAAGCCUUUCGCUGUGUCUUUUUGGAUGGAUGAUGAUCUACCAAGGAAGAAAAAGAAUAAGGGCUCCACCCCAUUUGAUCCAAACACUGUCCCUCUUUAUGACCGUGGUGGAUUCUCAUUUACUUUGAGUUCAACAGAUAAUUUGGAAGUAGUUAAUAAUGCUUCUCGUUGCUUCAAUUGUGGUUCCUAUAGCCACUCGCUCAAGGAUUGCCCCAAGCCCCGUGACAAUGUUGCUGUCAAUAUUGCAAGGAAGAAACAGCACAAAUCGAAACGACAUAAAAGUAAUGCAGCUAAUCCUAGCCGGUAUUAUCAAAAGGGAAAGUAUGAUGGUUUAAAGCCCGGUGUUCUUGAUCCCGAAACCCGAAAACUUUUGAACCUUGGGGAGCUUGAUCCACCUCCAUGGCUUCACAGAAUGCGGAAAAUAGGAUACCCACCACGCUAUCUAGAUGAGGAGGAUCUGCCCUCAGGAAUCACGAUAUAUGGUGAUGAUGAAAUUAAGGAAGAAAUUGAGGAAGGGGAAAUUGUUGAGGCAAUGAGCAUUGAAUUUCCAGAUAUGGCAGAAGGGCCCUCAAGUAUUACAGCUUCAACAGCUCAUUCUUUAGUGUCAAAUAAUGAUGAAAUUGAGGAAGGGGAAAUUGUUGAGGCAAUGAGCAUUGUUGAAUUUCCAGAUAUUACAGCUUCAACAACUCAUUCUUACAGCACCAGAAAUAAGUCAAAUAACCAUACUGUAUAUAGAGGCCAUUAUCUUGAAGGCAAAUGCCCUCCACGCUCGCAAUUUGGCCCUGCGAUCAUCCCAUUGACUUAUAGAUACAGGGAUUAUGACUCCAUUAACGCUCCAAUGGAGGGUUUGGGAAGAUCAUUGCUGGACAGAUUUAGAAGAAGCCCAGUAGUAGACAACCGUGCUUUCUACCAAACUUGCUUUAAUAACAUUAAGUUGAAUAACUUUCUUCUUUUGCUACCAUAA